Ixodes scapularis (black-legged tick) is the source of this 648-nucleotide messenger RNA. Its product is annotated as coagulation factor IX-like. The record is from RefSeq and is a predicted model, not a curated record. The coding region runs from base 1 to 573 and encodes 190 amino acids. The transcript is spliced from 4 exons. Gene Ontology annotation, biological process: proteolysis. NCBI's taxonomy places the organism in Eukaryota, Metazoa, Arthropoda, Arachnida, Ixodida, Ixodidae. Gene Ontology annotation, molecular function: serine-type endopeptidase activity.
AUGUUUGAAGAGGUUCGGAUCCACAUACCGCUUUCUCAAACUGAUGCCCAGGAAAGCGACCUCCGCUUCCAAUUCAGCCAGACGUCGUCCCAGGUUGUCGAGCGCCGUGAAUGCUUGAAGGAGCAGCGAGGGUCCUGCGGUGUUUCCCCAAUCCAGCCAGUGCUGGACCCCGAAGACCGGAUAGUCGGUGGAGCGACCGCCCUGCCCGGAAGCUGGCCCUGGCAAGCGCAGCUGCACAACUGGCUAGGAGGUUUCUGCGGCGGCGCAUUGAUAAGCGACCGGCAUGUCCUCACGGCUGCCCACUGCGUCAAAUCCUCGCGCUCCAAACCUGCGCCCGGUCACUCAUGGCUCCGUCGUCGAACUGACAGGCUGUGUGAGCAAAGAGGAGGCUAUGCACCGUUCGAACACAAACGCCGAACGCCACACGCCGUCCUUCCACGUUCUUCCGGCGGCGUUUGUUACGAGAAAUACGUGUUUCUCUCGGCUCUCAUCGUCGGUCAAGAAAGGACGACACGGAGCAAUUUUUUGAUGUCGCAGAAAUUUGCAUUCACCCUCGAUACAACGAAAGCCUAAAACUGGUAAGGUCUCGAGUGACAAAUACCGGCAUGGCUGGUUUAGCAGUAACAAUAAAGGGGCACAUGUGCGAUA